AUGCCUCGGCUUCAGAGUCCGAAUCAUACUUUGGGAAAAGGCAGCGAGUCAGUGACAGAAGGGAGAAGAGAAGGGAUCAGUGUUCAUUGGGGAACGGAGAAGGACGUCCGAGCUUCAGACGCUGGAAUGGAGCUCCAGCUAAUGGAAGAAGAAUCCACCAGUGAUGAUUCUGUCGUGUUCCUUGACGAGGGCAAACUGCUCGAAGUUAUUGCUGAAGGCUCAUUGACGUUUGAGGAAUGGACUUCACUAAUAUCGUUGAUUGAGAAGACUUACCCGGAUGACAUUGAGAAGUUAUGCUUAGUGUAUGAUCCUUUCUUCUCUGAGUAUCCUUUGUGCCAUGUUUACUGGAGGAAGUACGUCAACCACACCAUCAAGUUGUGCUCCCCUGAAAAGGUUGUUGAAGUUUUCGAGCGAGCUGUGGAAUCAGCUAUGUAUUGUGUUGAUAUUUGGGUUGAUUAUUGCACCUUUGGCUGUAUGGCCUUUGAUGAUCCAUCUGAUGCUCGAAGAUUGUUCAAAAGAGCCAUAUCCUUUGUUGGAAAGGAUUAUCUUUGUCAUAUGUUGUGGGAUAAGUACGUAGAAUUUGAGUUCUCCCAGCAGCAGUGGAGUUUUCUAGCUGAAAUUUACAUCCAAACACUGAGGUUUCCUACCAAAAAGUUGCCUGAGUAUUAUGAUAGCUUUAAGAAGCUGGUAGGAGUUUUCAGGGAUGAAAUGGAAUCCCAGAGCAAACCCAACGUGGAAGAGCCAGUUGAAUCUAUGCUUAGCACUGAAGGUCCAAUCAGCUAUAAGCAAGAUGAAGUUUCUGGUAUCAUCAGGGACUUGCUCGAUCCAUCCUCUACUGCAGCUGGGAUUAUAGCUCUGCAGAAAUAUGUAGCCAUUGGAGAGCAUUCCUAUCAGGAAGCAUGUCUGUUGAAUGCAAAAAUAAUUUGCUUUGAGGCUCAUAUCAAUAGGUCCUAUUUUCAUGUGAAACCUCUAGAAGUCAGCGAGCUAGAGAAUUGGCAUCAGUAUUUGGAUUUUGCUGACUCGCAUGGAGAUUUUGACUGGGCUUUAAAACUUUAUCAAAGGUGCUUAAUUCCUUGUGCCAAUUACCCUGAGUUAUGGGUACGAUAUGUGGAAUUUUUGGAAAGGAAAGGUGGGAAAGAACUAGCUGACUUUGCUCUGCACAGAGCUACAAAAACCUUUCUUAAGAGGGUUUCGUUGAUGCAUCUUUUCAAUGCCCGUUUUAAAGAGUAUCGAGGAGAUGUCUCAAGUGCACGAGCUGCCUUUCUUGCAUGCGAUGCAGAAUCGGAUUUUGUUGAAAAUGUCAUCAGGAAAGCUAACAUGGAAAGGCGCCUUGGAAAUUUCAAAAAUGCUGCCAAAACUUGCAAGCAAGCAUUAGAAGUGGCUGCAGCUAAGGGGAAACAUGAUGUACUUCCCCUCAUAUACAUACACUUGUCAAGACUCAAAUACUUGACCACUGGCAGUGAAGAUGCUGCUGUAGAUACUCUUACAGAUUCAAUUAAACAAAUUCCUUGUAGCAAGUUACUUAUAGAGGAAUUAAUAAAGUUUGCAAUGGCACAUAGAGGAUCAAGACACAUCAAUGUCAUCGGUUCAAUUGUUGCUUAUGCUGUAUCUUCAAAGCCAGGCUCAUCACAAGGCCUGAGCACAAAGGACGGAGAGGAAAUAUUUAGACUAUAUCUAGAGUUUGUUGACCUUUGUGGAAAUAUCCAUGAUGUAAGGAAGGCGUGGGUUCAGCAUGUCACACUGUUUCCUCAUCUUUUGAGGAUUCCUCCAGUUCAGGCUGAAAAUGCCAGGCGAUGGAAACUGGUUACGACGCAAAUGGAAGAAAUGGACAAUCUGCUUCCUCACUGUUCUGAAGAUCACAAUUCCGAUAGCAAGGUUCAGCCCUCAUUUCCUGACCAUGAACUUUCAUCCUUGGAGAACCUUAAUAUAGAACCCUCCCUUCCCAAUCCUAACCCAGUCCCUGAGCAAGCAUCAACACGGGAAAUGAAUCAUGACCUGGUACCUGACCAGGUAGCAGACCGGAAUACUGCACUACCGAUAAACCAAAAUGUGUUGUCUGAUAGCACUACGCAAGUGGAGGUGUGCAAGACACCUCUUGAAGUUCCCGAGGAGCUCAAAGAUAAUGUCCCUGAACCAGAUUCGGACGUUGGUCUCAUAAAUCAAUGCUCCAAUAAAAUAACUGAAGAUGAGGAAAUGCCAGCGGAAUUGGUGAAAGAAAGUGUUCAAAAGCAAGAGUGCAGAGACCUAUCUGAAGAGGACUCAAAGCCACUUCAGCUGGAGAAACUCUCCUUAGAGCCACAGCCGACUGGAUCUCCCAGUUUACUAAAUCAUGAUUCUGACCCAUCACCGAAAUCUGAUUCAGUCAUUCCCACAUCUCAUGAUUGUCAAAGCUCUCAAGAAACCAAUUCGGUACAUAGAACAAUGCUGGUAAGUGCUGAAGGUGCUGAUAUUCAUGAUUUCUCAUCUGCCCCCUUGAGUGUCAGUGCUGCUGUUUCCAUUCAAGCCGAUGUUGGAUGGAAUCCUAGUCCUUCAUCAUCGGCAGGCGAGCAUAACAGUGCAACACAAGCAGCUAGGCCCCACAUGAUGGCAAAUAGGGGGAAAUAUUGGCAUCAAAGGAGCAACACAGAGAGACAUAGCAGAGAUUCCAGAGCUGGAUAUCGUGGUCAUCCACGUAGAAGGCUGGACAAGCAUACAAAAGCUGAUAGUGAACCUCAGCUGUCCAACAGCAUGAGUGGUGGUUAUUCCUCUCAGAAUUUAUCCUUGCAAAACCCACCACAAGGUCAACAAAACAACAGCCAAGUCCCAGCAUCUAAUGUUGUUGCUGUAGGAAAUGGAGAACCCCAAGCCUGGAGUCAAAAUAAUCCAGCGUCAUAUGACCAGUUGUGGCAGCAAUACUAUUAUUACCACCAGCAGCAGUUGCUUUGGUUACAGCAGCAGCUGCAACAACAAGAAAACCAGCAGCAGCCCCAGCAGCUGCUGUACCUACAGCAGCAGUACCAGCAUCAGGUGCUACAACUUCAGUAUCUCCAGCAGCAACAGUCACUUACCCAACACCAGCAGCAGCAACUAAUGCAACAACAACAGCUACAGUUGCAGCAGCACCACCAUCAGCAGCUACUCAUGCAACAAGCGUACCAGUCGCAGCAGCAGCAGCAACAACCCUAUAAUCAGCAACAAUAUCAGCUGCAGCAGCAUCAACUUUAUUCGUCACAACAGCAGCAGCAACAGAUACCAGAAGGAGCUGUCUCACAACAGCAGCCGCAACAGAUACAAGAAGGAGCCGUCUCACAACAGCAGCACUAUGUUCACGAGCAUGGACAAGCUAGCCUCACGCAAACUCAGUUUUACCCCCAGAGCUGGAGCACAGCAGGUGAUGGUAAUGUUGCAGCACCAGCAAGUGUCAGAUCAACCGAGUCUCCACACUCCCCACAGCCAUCCCCACCUACUCAACAACUUGCUUGA
This is a messenger RNA of Linum trigynum, 3462 nucleotides long. Lineage: Eukaryota; Viridiplantae; Streptophyta; Magnoliopsida; Malpighiales; Linaceae. The record is from the annotation of a GenBank genome assembly.